GGCGUUAGAAGUUACGUGGAUGUAAACACGGCGUUUCAGCGAGGACUGCAAAUCCCUCCUGCGCCGCUCGUGCUCUGCUGGCUGCGAUACCGCGUCCGUCUCGCUCAGCUGUGUAAGGAGCAACGGCAGAGCCCGGUGCCUGGCGGCGGUGUCUGGCGGAGAGGGACGCUCUCCUCGGGUUACCCCAGCGCACGUAAAGCCGCGAGCAGGACCGGAGGAGCUCGGAGGGAAUUUCUGUGCCUACAGGACACGUUUAACUUACCGAGAGAGAAGAUAGCUGAUGGCAGCUUGUGAGAAGAGAAUAAGGAAGUCGUGACUGGCGGGAGCUACUUCCAUGUGGGCUUCCUGCUGUGGGUUGCUGAAUGAAGUCAUGGGUACUGGAGCUGUUCGUGGCCAACAGGCUGGCUUUGGCGGAGGUACUGGCCCAUUCAGAUUUGCGCCAAAUACAGACUUUUCAGCAUAUCCAUCUCCAGCUGCAGGAGGAGCUAAUAUAGUUUGCAAAGCCUGUGGACUUUCCUUUUCAUAUUUUAGGAAAAAACAUGUGUGUUGUGACUGCAAGAAGGAUUUUUGCUCGCUUUGUUCAGUCUUACAAGAAAAUCUCAGAAGAUGUUCUACUUGUCACUUAUUACAAGAAACAGCAUUUCAGCGACCGCAGUUAAUGAGAUUGAAAGUAAAGGAUCUGCGUCAGUAUCUGAUUCUCAGAAACAUACCAACAGAUACUUGUAGGGAGAAAGAAGACUUGGUGGAUCUCGUGCUGUGCCAUCAUGGGUUAGGUUCUCAGGAGAAUACGGACGCUGGUAGCUUGCAUUCUUCACGGUCACAGACUUCCGCUUUUUUUACUCAUCCGUUUUCUAUGUCUGUAUCAGUGUCUUCUCAAGGAGAACUUGCAAACAGAAGAGGAAGCACAGGAAAUGGAACACCUUUACGGGGACAAACUGAAGCAUCUUUGGUAAAUAAUGAAGAAGAAGAAGAAGAAAGUGCAGAAGAGCAGACCCCUGGGUUGUCCAGAAAGCGAGCGAGGGCAUCUUUGUCUGAUAUUUCAAGUCCGGAAGACAUUGAAGGGUUGAGUGUUCGGCAGCUGAAGGAAAUACUUGCAUGUAAUUUUGUCAACUAUUCAGGAUGCUGUGAAAAAUGGGAACUUGUGGAAAAAGUGAGCAGACUAUACAGAGAGAGUGAGGAAAACCACAAGACACAGGGGGAGAAGCUGCAGCUGAACGACAACGACGAUAACCUGUGCCGGAUCUGCAUGGAUGCGGUGAUCGACUGUGUCCUGCUGGAAUGUGGUCACAUGGUCACGUGCACGAAGUGCGGCAAAAGAAUGAGUGAGUGCCCCAUCUGUCGACAGUAUGUUGUACGAGCAGUGCAUGUAUUUAAAUCUUAAAUGAAGACCAAAAAUGGAUUUUUUAUAGUCGCCCUUUGACUCCAGGAUUUCUGUGAGCAAGAGUACUGAAGCUUGGGCAUAUGGCAGAUUUUAGUGCUCAGAAUAAACCAUAACAUUUUGAACAGCAGGAUAUGAAGUUUGUGAAUCACUUUUCUACAGUGUACUUGAUCUUACAGCUGGGCAGUCUGAUGCCUGUGUGUACAGUAAUAGAGCUGCCUGACUUACCUUCUAAAACCACAAACUGUUCAAGUCAAACUGUUUACAGCUGACCUAGAAUCAUGUCUUGCUCUCUUCUGAAGAAUAUCACCUUUAAUUAUUGCAUUAAGUAUUCAAUAAAUGGUCAGGAAAACACCUUGACCAUAUCGUUAGACUAUUGCACUGUCUAGUGCAUUAGAAGCAAUGAAUUUUAUCAGUUGAGUAUUCAGCUUUUAUGUAAUUAAAUAUAGAAUGUAACUGUUCUGACACUGUUCCUGCAACAGCGUUAACAGUCUAAGAAAUAAGAUUGUAGAACGCACUGCCAUUAACUGUACCUGCACAGACGUUCUUAGGCAAUCUAUUUUUAUGCUGAUUGCUUCAUUCAAAAAUGUCUGUCAUUACCUGUGUAUUGUGUUGGCCAUUCUUUGUAAAUGUGCAACAAGCAUCGUCAUCUUACAGGGCUCUGUCAUGUGGUGUCCAAAUACCCAUUGUUUUUUUUUGAAGUUUCGGAGUAAGAAUUUUUUUUUUUUUAAAGGAGUAUACUAAAACAUACUCUUGUGGUCCUUAAUCCAUUCAUGCCUAUUGUAACUGUAUUAAUCUUACAUGAUUGUACUUCAUGUGCCGACAACCUGAUGUUACUGUGAAUACUAAUCAGGGUCAUGAAACUACUUGCUGCUAACACUUGGAAUGUAUAGUAUUACUAACCUUAAACAAGUAGGGUUUUAUUAAGGAUAAGGGAAAAGAAGCAUGGUAUUUGUUUAAAACUUGUAACCAAGACUGGGCCACUAUUAAACAAGCUUCCACUUCAGUUGCUGAGUGACCUGUGUGUAAUCCUGUGUGGGUCCAGUUGGUUUCCAGCUGGGCUCCUCACCCUCAGUAGGGUCAGCAUCCUCUUGAAGCAAAAAUCCUAAGUCUGGGACCGGUGCUCCCUCCUUACCAAACUUAGGUGCAGUUCCGGGUUCUUGAUGCCUUUUCGUGCGGGGGGGUUGGUAUCGCGCCCGGCAGUAGAGACUGGGCGCUGGCUGAUAGCCCUGGAGUAGGAGGGGGCAGAGAAGCCGUCCUGGGCGUGGGGCCUUGCUGCGCAGCUGGUGACAGCAGUUGUAGAUAGGAGGCUUCCAGUUGAAGCCGUUCAAGGGGUAGCUAAGUAAGGCAGGCGACUGCAGCUACUUUAGCUAAACUUAAAGACGUGCAGUUUCUCGGCAAUGUUGCACAGGCUGUAGUACCUGAGAAUUCUUACCUCUGCUUUAUUACAUACCAUUCCUGCUCUUUUCCUUGGUGUGGAAAACUAAGCUAGCUGCCAGGCUUAAAAAAAAGAGAAAGUAGCUCUGCAAAAUAAAAUCCACAUCUUAAAGACAGUGCUGGCUAUUUUUCAGAAGGGAGCAAACCUCUUAAUGGCUUUAUUUUUUAGAUGUAACUUUUUAAAGUACUUAAUUCCUGGAGUCUUUGUUCAGUGGGUGGUAAACCAAUGAAGAAAACCAUACCGUAUACAUUAUUUCCAUUCUGAUUCUCAGCCACACAAGUUUAAUAAAGAUUUGUGAUGGGC
Molecule: messenger RNA, 3119 nt
Organism: Dromaius novaehollandiae (emu)
Lineage: Eukaryota; Metazoa; Chordata; Aves; Casuariiformes; Dromaiidae
Gene: RNF34
Product: ring finger protein 34
Exons: 6
Coding region: 335-1381 (348 amino acids)
Biological process (GO): protein K48-linked ubiquitination; proteasome-mediated ubiquitin-dependent protein catabolic process; negative regulation of extrinsic apoptotic signaling pathway via death domain receptors
Cellular component (GO): plasma membrane; cytoplasm
Molecular function (GO): ubiquitin protein ligase activity
Source: RefSeq, a predicted model, not a curated record